Molecule: messenger RNA, 1740 nt
Organism: Onychomys torridus (southern grasshopper mouse)
Lineage: Eukaryota; Metazoa; Chordata; Mammalia; Rodentia; Cricetidae
Gene: Zfand1
Product: zinc finger AN1-type containing 1
Exons: 8
Coding region: 703-1488 (261 amino acids)
Biological process (GO): cytoplasmic stress granule disassembly
Cellular component (GO): cytoplasm; cytoplasmic stress granule
Molecular function (GO): zinc ion binding
Source: RefSeq, a predicted model, not a curated record
CGCGUGCGGCCUUCCGGGAGGCGGGUGCUUUGGGUUGCUGUCCCUCAGUUUAGGGGUGACACUCACUGGUGGCCCCCUGCUUUCCGCCCAGCUCCUAAAAGCAGACCUUGCAGACUUCUCGGGGCUUCCCGGUCGCUUUGCUCAGGAAGCCUUCGGCUGAAAAGGCGUAGAUCAGGGCUGCCUCGGUCCUUACCACUGCGACCUGGGCGCAUCCACUGUCUCAGGCUUUUUUUUUUUCAGACGAAUGAAUUGAACAGCAUCCGUUUUUAACUGCGUUCGCGGGCUUUUAGAAGUCUCAGGGUUUCUGACCCUCAAACUAUUACAGUGGGUCCUUAGGCACUCUCCCACUCAAUCACUGUUUAAAUCAUCACUGUUUGAACGAACGGCGCGUUGAUUUUGGUGCCGGAUUCACUUAAGUGGUUAGUGGCAGAUUCGUAAACUGCAUUUUAGAAAGGUUUAAUAAAUAGUAUGGUGGUGGUCUCUCCACUGGACAGAGAACCCGUCAUAAACUAGACUCUAGUGGUAGGUGUUAUAUUCCUGUAGCCGGCAAGUUCUUCAAGCCUUAGACUCACUGACAACACAGCCUUUGCCGACUGGACUGCACUCCGAAUGUUCAUGUAGGGCUUCAUCCCGCUGCAGCUUCAGUCAAUUUGCAGCAAGUUUCUGAAUCCAACUCUUAGAUUUGGCCUGGAUUCAGUUGUGAUGCCUGUGGUAAGCAAAGACAACAGGACAGAUUUUCUUCCAUUUGUAUGUGAUGGUUGUUCGGGAAUAUUUUGCCUUGAACACAGAAGCAAGGACUCUCAUGGUUGUCCUGAGGUGAAUGUAAUCAAGGAGAGACCGAAGCUAGAUGAUCACAAACCUUACUCGUGCUCAUUCAAGGACUGUACUGAAGUAGAGCUCGUGGCAGUGAUAUGUCCUUAUUGUGAGAAGAACUUUUGCCUAAGACACCGUCAUCAGUCGGAUCAUGGGUGUGAAAAACUGGAGAUCCCAAAGCCGCGAAUGGCUGCCACACAGAAGCUUGGCAAAGACAUUAUUGACACCAAGGCAGGAGGGGCAGUAAGUAAAGGCCGGAAAGGCGCGAAAACCAGCGGGACAGCCGCAAAGGUGGCUCUGAUGAAGCUAAAGAUGCAUGCUGACGGGGACAAGUCACUGCCACAGACAGAAAGAAUUUACUUUCAAGUCUACUUACCAAAGGGGAGCAAAGAGAAGAGCAAAGCCAUGUUCUUCUGCCUCCGCUGGAGCAUUGGGAAGGUGGUGGACUUCGCAGCUUCCCUAGCCAGUCUUCGAAAUGAAAACAACAAGCUGACAGCCAAGCAGAAGCUGAGGCUGUGUCACGUCCCUUCAGGAGAAGCCUUGCCCUUGGAUCACACUUUGGAAACAUGGAUCACUAGGGAGGACAACCCUUUAUAUAAUGGUGGAAAUGUUAUUUUGGAAUAUCUUAACGAUGAAGAACAGACUUUGAAAAAUGUUGACUCUUACUUGGAAUAGUCACUCAAGAAUUAGAGCCAGAAUUUACAAGUAGAAAUCAUUCUGUAUAGAUAGUUGAUUUCUUUUACUAUGGAUAUUUUUUAAAAACUCUAAAAGUUGCUUUUUUAUAAUUUAUUUCCAUUAGAUCAUAAUUUAUAUCAGUAGUUUUCUACUAAGUUCCAGGUUUUUUGUUUUGAAGUUUAACUAUGUACUGAUAGUUAUGGCAAAAUAUAUAUAUAUAUAUAUUUUGAACUGAGGACCGAACCCAGGGCC